AAAAAAAAAAAAAACAGUUUAGAGGUGAGAAUGGAGACUAAGCUCUUGGUGUUGCUGUACCUCAUCUUCCAUGGAUUACGAAUCGUCGACGGCGUUCGCCCGACCGGCCCCGGAAAUUUCAACGUGAUGAGCUUCGGAGCGCGCGGGGACGGGCUUCGUGAUGAUAGCAAGGCAUUUCAAGAAACAUGGAAAGCAGCAUGCAAUUCUACAGGGAGUGUGAAGCUUGUGAUUCCAAAAGGGACGUACUUUCUCAGCCCUGUUAAGUUCAGGGGCCCAUGUGCAAAUGUGCAAUCCAUCACAGUCCAAUUGCAGGGAACGCUAAAGGCAACGACUGAUCUGAGUAAAUACAGGUCCGGGGGCUAUUGGGUCGAAUUCGGGUUCGUCGAUCACUUGACCGUAACCGGUGGGGGGACCCUUGAUGGCCAGGGUUCUCUCGCUUGGCCCCACAACAAAUGCCCUGUGAAAAAGGACUGCAAACUCCUACCUACUUCUUUGGCGUUCCUAGCGACAAACCACAGCAAAAUGAAGGACAUAACAUCGGUGAACAGCAAGUUCUUCCACAUUGCGCUGCUGAGCAACGCGAACUUCAAGGCGAGCGGCAUCAAGAUCGUCGCACCCGCGGAGAGCCCCAACACCGACGGCAUCCACCUCGAGCGCAACACGGCGGUCACCAUCUCCAACUCCAAGAUCGGGACGGGCGACGACUGCAUCUCCGUCGGCCAGGGCAACCACGACAUCACAAUCGCGGGAAUCAAGUGCGGGCCCGGACAUGGCAUCAGUGUCGGGAGCCUAGGGAAGUACGAGGACGAAGAAGACGUGACGGGACUCGUCGUAAAAGAUUGUACCCUCACCGGGACGGACAAUGGCGUCCGGAUAAAGACGUGGGAGAACUCUCCGAAGAGUACCAAGGCUUCGAACUUGACAUUCGAGAACAUCGAAAUGGAUAACGUACGCAACCCGAUCAUCAUCGACCAGACGUACUGCCCCUUCGCCAAAUGCCAGUCCGCGGCGCCUUCGCGAGUGAAAAUCAGUGACAUUACGUUCAAGAACAUACGGGGGACGUCGACAUCGCCGGUCGCGGUGACACUGAAGUGCAGCAAGGGAAUACCGUGCGAGAACGUGAGCCUCCAGGACGUCCGUCUCGAGCACAACGGCCCGAACGGCACGACCGCGACAUGCGUCAACGUGAAAGCGGAGUACAGCGGGAUGCAGAACCCGCCGCCGUGCAAGGGUCCGGAUUCGGAGAACUAAGUUAAACACCCCUGCAGCAUGAGCAGCCCCUUAGCCUCCUCAAUAGUCACUUGUUAUAUUAUGCAUCAGAUAUGUUUCUGCACCCAUUUUGAAAUGAGGUGAUUCUUUUUAUUUUUUUCCUUUUUUUGUUAUAUAUAUUUAUGAGCACCAAACUUCAGGUUGUACCUGAGUGUUGUAACUGCAUUUCGGUCGUAGCAGCGGCUCUUGUUCUGCGUCGCUCUUCGUGAUCGAAUUGUAAAACUCGUUGAAAUAUAUACGUGUAAACCGAGAUUUUCAAA
Ananas comosus (pineapple) is the source of this 1529-nucleotide messenger RNA. RefSeq names its product exopolygalacturonase-like. The transcript has 6 exons. Gene Ontology annotation, molecular function: polygalacturonase activity. The record is from RefSeq and is a predicted model, not a curated record. The coding region runs from base 31 to 1251 and encodes 406 amino acids. Gene Ontology annotation, biological process: carbohydrate metabolic process. NCBI's taxonomy places the organism in Eukaryota, Viridiplantae, Streptophyta, Magnoliopsida, Poales, Bromeliaceae.